Teleopsis dalmanni is the source of this 965-nucleotide messenger RNA. RefSeq names its product GTP-binding nuclear protein Ran (gene Ran). Bases 225 to 872 code for a protein of 215 amino acids. The record is from RefSeq and is a predicted model, not a curated record. Gene Ontology annotation, biological process: protein import into nucleus; ribosomal subunit export from nucleus. Gene Ontology annotation, molecular function: GTPase activity; GTP binding. Gene Ontology annotation, cellular component: nucleus; cytoplasm. The transcript is spliced from 3 exons. Lineage: Eukaryota; Metazoa; Arthropoda; Insecta; Diptera; Diopsidae.
AACGGCAAUUCCCGACUACUUUUUCAGAAUUCUGCUUGAGUAGUAGCGGCAUUUGUGCAACGCUUUGGAUCCGAUAGUUUACAGUGCUUGAGAAUAUUUUCAGAUUCUGGUGGAUAUUUGUUUUUGUGUAAAAAAUUUUUGCAGUUACCGUAACAACAGUGCGUGCAAUUUAAUCUUAAUCACUCGAUAAAAAGUUAAGAAAAAGUCAUUGGAAUUUAGGCACUAUGGCACAAGAAGCUAAUAUUCCCACCUUCAAAUGUGUUUUGGUAGGAGAUGGUGGUACCGGCAAGACAACUUUUGUAAAGCGCCAUGUUACAGGCGAAUUUGAGAAAAAAUAUGUUGCAACGUUAGGUGUGGAGGUUCAUCCAUUGAUUUUUCACACAAAUCGCGGUGCAUUACGUUUCAACGUUUGGGAUACAGCCGGUCAGGAAAAAUUUGGGGGAUUACGAGACGGUUACUAUAUUCAAGGUCAGUGCGCAAUCAUCAUGUUCGAUGUAACCUCACGCGUCACAUACAAAAACGUUCCAAAUUGGCAUAGAGACUUAGUACGCGUCUGUGAAAAUAUACCAAUCGUGCUAUGUGGUAAUAAAGCUGAUAUUAAAGAUCGUAAAGUUAAAUCGAAAAGUAUUGUGUUCCAUCGAAAAAAAAAUUUGCAGUACUAUGACAUCUCUGCUAAAUCAAAUUAUAAUUUCGAAAAACCAUUUUUAUGGUUAGCACGUAAAUUGGUCGGUGAUCCUAAUUUAGAGCUCGUUGCAAUGCCAGCUUUGGUACCGCCUGAAAUUAAAAUGGAUAAAGACUGGCAGUUACAAAUCGAGCGGGAUUUGCAGGAAGCACAAGAGACUGCAUUACCCGAAGAAGAUGAAGAUUUGUAAAAAAAAACCGUUAUCCGUUAAGUCGAUCCCCUGCUAGGAAAAUACUAUGCAGGAUACAUAGAUGUUAAUAAAAAACAAACAUUUUAAAAAUAA